CUCUAGAGUUCAUACAGGGGAUCUUAAUCGUCCGGCUAAAACAUAAACAUCCAAGCUCAGAAAAGUAGUGUUGUUUGAACUCAAGGUCGUCGUCUAGAUAUACCGCAGUUCAAGUGACUAACCUCCACCCACGCCGAAUCGCGUUCAAGCCCUGCGGGGAACACCUCACGCUGGCGAAUUCCACGACUGUCCCUAUUAUCAAACGAAGCGGCAGAUCCCAUCUGAAUACUAGUAGAGGCUUACAGUCGAAACCACAAUCAUGGCGAAAACGUUCUCCCCUGUUGCGCCAGUCAGCUGUAAUUACACAGUGGACACGAAGUCUUCAACCUUGAAGUCGGCUAACAUUAGGGUCAAUGAAGUACCGGCUAGCUUCAGGAUCUUGAAGCCGAAGCCAACUUCUGUUGGUGCUACUGUUCUGCCUCCGCUCACCGACGGCGUUCGCGUCGUUACGGCUGCGGAGUACAAGCAGGCUGCUGAGUGUCUGGCGGAAGCCUUCGGUCAGGACGAUGUUGCGAGAUACUUCAUAGACGUGCCCGAUCGUGCGCAUUGGACUGUGGAGCAAAAGUGGGCGCUACAUGUCGAGAUUCUCGAAUACAUAACGUAUGCUCACAUCCUCAAGGGACUAGUGACUACGGUGGGUGACUUUGAAGCAGUUGCUCUAUGGAUGCCACCCGGCCAGAACAUGGACGACUACCUGACUAUGUUCCGCUCUGGCAUGUGGCGCCUCAACUAUCGCCUCUCCGCCGAGGGGAAACGGCGCUUCUUCGACGAAUUCUUGCCCCUCCUCCACGAUACCAUGCACACCACGCUUGGUGAGCGAGAGCAUAACGCCUGGUACCUUGUCUACCUAGGCACUAGGCCCAGUGGCCGUGGCAAAGGUCACGCUCGUAGCCUCAUUGAGCAUGUAACGAAGCUUGCGGACCGCGAAGGCAGACCAUGCUACUUGGAGUCGAGUAACGCCACGAACCCUCCGAUUUACAGGAAGUUUGGUUUCGAAGAGACGAGGCAGAUCAACCUUCAGAGGGGUGGAAGAAACAUUCCGCUGGACAUCAUGGUCAGGGAACCCAUGGGCAUGGAGAAGAAGAGUGGCACGCCAACCUAGGAAAAAACUGAACAUCCUAGAGCCUACGUUGACGUUAGGUCACCUACUUUGCAUGUUUUCGUUUUGAUGUAGUCUGCAAAUCUGUUGAGGUUUUUGCUUGUACGAGGUGGUGGUUUGUAGGAGACUGGUAGGGCACUGAGGGCAUAACACCAUUUCAACA
This is a messenger RNA of Alternaria rosae, 1262 nucleotides long. RefSeq lists its product as uncharacterized. The record is from RefSeq and is a predicted model, not a curated record. Gene Ontology annotation, molecular function: acyltransferase activity, transferring groups other than amino-acyl groups. Bases 260 to 1102 code for a protein of 280 amino acids. NCBI's taxonomy places the organism in Eukaryota, Fungi, Ascomycota, Dothideomycetes, Pleosporales, Pleosporaceae. The transcript has 3 exons.